AUGGCCUUGCAUCAUUUGCCUCUGUUGAAGGCGCUUGGAGAGAAUGCACAUAAAAUCCGUCGGCUUCCAGUUUCGGUUGAGCUUCUCGACAAAACCACACAGGCCCCAUUCGAUGCCAAAUUAGACUACGCAGAGCGCUUUGAAUCACAACUGCUAGAAUUAGUGAGGAAGAAGUUGUCACUUGAACAUGUGCAAUCACUUCCAUCGAGGGAGGCGCUGGCCCUCGAAUGUGGACUGGAUAGUCUCUUCGGCCAUCUCACCAAUAUCUUCAACAGAAGGCUACAAGUCGACCGUUCACAAUCUCGGUCUGGAUUUAGCGAUACUGUGAUACGUUUGAUAGAUGUUCUAGAUGACGCGCAAUACCCGGUCGAUCUCUGUGGUGAAGGUGGGUCUUGCCUUUUCAAGUUCGACACAAUUCAGGAUGCAAGAAUCGCGCAUUCUUUCGCGCGAAACGUGAACCACAUUCUACAAAAGGUUCACAUGACCACUUCAACGCACCGUAAUUUAUCGAGACCAGUCAAAAACCCACAGGCUGAGGAUAUUGUCGACACAUGGAUCCAAACCUUCGGGCGCGCGUCGAGCGAGCGUCUUGGCCAAGUGCUAGAUACCAUCAAAGCAGAGUUCGAUGCUUGCGAACUAGCACAGGGCGAUACAACACAUGAACUGCAGUUACUAGUUUCAAGUUAUGAGAAUCAACACUGGGAAGCACAAGGAGGACCUAAUAUGUGUUUAUUGUGUCCUGGGGCAAAUGCAUGGCAGCUUGUCAGAUGUGACAUAGGAUCGGGCCUCUCCGGGAAUGACAUGCACAUAACAUUAUGUCAUGAAAUGUGCGAAUCAAUCGACUUCGAUCAAGGCUUAGCCCUCAUGUUAUAUGAGGACUCAAAUUCGUUCGAACCAGGUUCUACAGUCGUCGACUUCACACAUAGGCCCUUGUCAACUAGUCUGAAGGGCCUGAUUGAGAACGAGUCCCUCUUCAGUCUUCCAAUUGUACCAUAUCGUUUUGGAAGGAAACAGAGACGUUCUCUAGCAGCAAAGCUGGCACUUCACCUCUCAAUCUUUUGUCCCUGGUGGAGGCACGCAUCAGCUCCAUGGGACGAAAACGCAGUACACUUCCUCAAGCUAGACUCUGGUAAAAUUGACCGAGAGUCCCCAUUUAUAGUCUGGAAACUCGGGACUGAGGAAUGCUACGGUGAAGAAAUUGAUGCUAGGGUGCUCGCGGGGUCGUUUGCAUCUUUUGCGAAACUUCUCCUCGAGAUAGAGUACGGGUCCAUUUCCAACAUGGGUAUUCCAGAAUACGAGCUAGACAAUGGUAACCUGGCCAAAAGUCUCCGGAAGAUUCAUAAAGACUUGCUACAAGACGCAGACCCAAUCACCCAGGGACCUUACAUGGAAGCCGUGCGAGCUUGCCUCGACUUUCAUCAGCGUUACAAAUUCGAGCGCUCGCGACAGGAUGUGAGCUUGCGAUCAGUAGUGUUUGAAAAUCCUCAGGAUACGUACCAGCGUCUGGUUCGUAGCGAAAUCACGUCCAGAGUCUUAAAAGGCCUCCCAGAUUUUGACAUUCUCUCAAAGAGACCUGAAAAUCCUGGAGAUAAUGUAGCAGAGCAUGGCGACUACCCUUGCGAAACUGAUUGUGAGAUAAUCGAUGACGAUGUUGUUCCAGAAUACCGUGAUGUUCCUGGAGAUCUAGUGGCCGUUGAAGUAUCAACUAUUCCCGAUCAUUCUGUUCAACCGGUUCUGAAGCGUAAGAUAUCGCAGAGGUGGGACAAUCUGCAAAACGGCAGCCCGAGUGACGAGUUGGAAGAAAUUAUCAUACCACGAGUCAUAGAGCCCUCUUUGCACGACAGCAUAGAGAGUGUUAUUCGGGGUUUAUCAGACGCUGAGAAUGGUCAUCUAUUUGACCACGAGCCUGCACCCGAUUCUCAACAAGCUCAAAGAACGGAUAAAUGGUUCAAUAAUUCCAUCAAAUUCCUCAAGGCCCUACGACUUGGUGAAACCUCCGCUGAACCCUUGAAAGUAGCGAUACUUGACUCCGGCUUCAAUCUGAAAAACCCAGAGUUCAACACAGAUGAACGGAAUAGGGUCAAGUGCUUUAAGUCGUUCGUCGAUGAUGAACCCAAUGUCGACAAAGUUGAUCAUGGCACUUUCAUCGCCACUAUCAUUCUGCGUCUUUCCGUCAAUGUGGAUCUCUACAUUGCUGAGAUCACCAACACCAACAAUCCAGACGUAAAAACCGUUGUCGAGGCUCUCAAAUACGCCAGGACAACAUGGAAAGUGAAUAUGAUAUCGCUUUCUUUCGGCUUCGACCGUAGGAACCCUUCCGAUGGUUUGUUUGAAGAGAUCAAGGCCUGUCUACAUAAGGACAUUAUCGUAUUCGCGUCCGCAAGUAACGAUGGUCCCGAGGGGUCGCGCACAUAUCCGGCGAAAUUUCCAGAUGUUAUUUGCUUCCACUCUGCUGAUCAACGCGGGAGGAAAUCCGAGUUCAACCCUACACCUCGUGGCGACGGCGAUCUGAGCUUUAUCGGCGAGCAUGUACGUCCGACAUGGGGCCGUACCGACUUGACGAACACAUCGCAGAUGGUUUACAGAGAUGGCACGUCAUACGCAACACCUGUUGCUGUUGCUUUUGCGGCAUUCAUGAUCGGAUUCAUACACACGAAAGGCUGGGCAGAGUGGCAGUGGACAUAUGCGCCAUCGAGCCCUAUUGCGGAUGAUGGAGCCAAGUAUCUGUUGCUCGUACUUUGA
Molecule: messenger RNA, 2742 nt
Organism: Parastagonospora nodorum SN15
Lineage: Eukaryota; Fungi; Ascomycota; Dothideomycetes; Pleosporales; Phaeosphaeriaceae
Exons: 5
Coding region: 1-2742 (913 amino acids)
Biological process (GO): proteolysis
Molecular function (GO): serine-type endopeptidase activity
Source: RefSeq, a predicted model, not a curated record